AAGUGAGUCAAACGGGCAUUAAACGAAUGCAGUUCGAAUUCCUGGAAAAGGAUGCCGAUGGUGAUCACAUGACAGAAGGAGUCUGGGAUUCGUAAUUGCAAGCCAGUUGCCAAGUACCCAAAACGUGACGGUGGGAAAAGUAGGAUGGGCGUAACUCGGAGGGGGUGGGGGUAAGUUAGAGCCAUAGUUAAAUAAUUCAUAAUUGAGGGGGGGCCCGUAGAACAAUCAAGAGCAAAUCUCGGGCAAAACCUGCCAUCUCCUGCCGAUCUUGGGGACUGCAGCCUCCAAGGGAUAAUAAGGCCAUCUAUACGCAGGGAUAUCAAACUGGCAGGAUCGGGCAGGGCAGGCCCACCCCGGCUCUGCAAAUGCAGAAAAAGGGUCGCAAUACUUUGCGAUACGUCAUGUGACACGAUCGAGUUUGACACCCGUGAUCUAUAUAGCAUAUAUUCAUAGGGUACGAAAGGAGUGCCCUCCAGUGGUCAUUUGGGAUAUGACAGCGUGGCAGCGGCUAAAAAGACCAUCUAUAUAUAACACAGGGAACGAAAACGGUGCCCUCCAAUGGCCAUUCGGGAUAUUUCAUCCAGGCAGGGACUACAAAGACCAUCUGUAGCACGGGGCAUGGAAAAAGUCCCCUCCAGUGGCCAUUUGGGAUAUUCCAGCCUAGCAGGGACUACAAAGACACUUUGUGGCAGCCCCUCAAAUAUUGGGACGACUGCUGUCGUGUCCUUCGUUUCAUUAAACUAGACACACCCAAUUCCAGUCCCCUAAUCCUCUUCCUUGCUUUUCUCUGCGAUCUUUCCAGAAUCUCAACAUCUUUUUUUUUGAUAUUGUGGCGACCAGAACUGGAUGUAGUAUUCCAGGUGUGAUCUUACUAAGGCUUUGUAAAGCGCUGCUAGAACUUCACGGGAUCUCGAUUCUGUCCCUCUGUUAAUGCAACCUGGGAUUGCAUGGGCUUUUUUAUUUUUUUUAUUUUGGCUGCUGCCCAAAAACCUAUUUUGUUGCUGUUGUGUCCCUGCCUCUCUCCUGUUUUCCUCUUGGGUUUUUUUUCUGUUUGCAAAGAUUACCAUGCUUGUCGAGAGAAUGUUGAGUUCAGAAAAGAUCCUGGGCUCAAUUGCCAAGCAUUGCCUGUUUAGCAAUAAGCCGUAGCAUUUAAGACUUAUAUACCGCUUCCACAGGGUUUUUACAGCCCUCGCUAAGCGGUUUACAGAGUUAGCCCUAUUGCCUCCCAACAAUCUAGGUUCUCGUUUUACUGACCUCGGAAGGAUGGAAGGCUGAGUCCACCUUGAGCUGGUGAGAAUCGAACUGCCGGCAGCUGGCAGUCAGCAGACGGAGCCUGCACUAUUGUAGCUCUCCAUUAGUGUUAGCAAGCUCCACAUUAGGGGAGGUGCUGAAUUGACGCCAGAUAUUCAAAGAGAUCUCAGAUCUCUGAAAUUUCUCAGAGGUUCACGAAAGUCAAGAGUAGAUCCUGCCUUGUGGAGCCUCACGCAGGGUUGUGGGUUUUUUUCUCCUCUCUUUGAGCGGAGCGGCGUUUGUGAGUCCGUGGCACAAGGUGACAUGAAGCGGAGUUUGGGGUGGAUUUCACUGGCUGCGUCUCUCUGGUCCUCGCUGGGUUGGGGGCUGACGUGUUCGGACAACGAAUAUCCCCUCUCCAAAAGGAAAUGCUGCAAAUAUUGUCCUGCAGGAGAACAGCUAGCGAAACGUUGCACGGAGACAUCCCCAACCGAGUGCGAACCGUGCGAUGAGAAUUACUACAACGACGCCUAUACCUACUCGCAGUGUAAACCGUGCACAGACUGUCACGCCGACCGAGGCCUUCGGGAGAUAAGACCGUGCCAGGCAACUUCAAAUACCGUCUGCGCCUGCCUUCCGGGCCACGCUCCCGAAGAGAGCCAGGAGGAGAAAAGAUGCAAACCCUGUCCCAGCGGGUAUUUUUCCCUCGGAGGGAACGAGAAAUGUCGUCCUUGGACCAAUUGCACAGCCAGCGGCAGGAAAAUCCUACAAUCCGGGAAGCAGGACGCCGAUACGAUUUGUGACAAACCAUCCAGCAAGAUUCCCACCCGCCGCACCGUCACGCGACCCACUCCCUUUCCCAAGGAGACUGCCGCCAUCACCAGGAAGCUGGAUCCACCUCCAAUUGUUGUGCCAAAAACAGGAUUUGUUUGGAUCUUGAUCACCGUUGUUCCCCUGCUGACCGUAGCUGGAAUCUUGGUAUUCCUGUUCUUUUAUUGCAGGACAAAGAAAAAGAAACUGGACAUUUUGUGCACUGAAAUUUAUAAUGUCCCCUGCAAGGACAAAGAGAACGAUUAUCGAAUGCCAAUCCAAGAACAAGAAGUCAGCGUUAAAUCCGAUUUUGUACAGGGCUGACCUACAAAAAGAAACAAAAACAACAUUAAAAAAAAACCCCGAAUUUUGACUUCUGAAUCAAAAAUAGCUCAGAGUUUAUCUGAGUUUAUUUUUCAACCAGUUUCCUUUUUAUUGUGAAUGAAUCAGCGUAUCUUUUUCGUAUCUUUUUUCCAUCUCUCUGCCCCCCCGCCAGUUUCUCCUCCCUGAUAAUUGUCUCAGGGGUUUUUAUUUUUUCUUCUUGUUCUUUGUGGUUUCUUUUGAAGACAAACCUGCCCGAUUUUGCAUAUAUUAUUUUUCACAGCCUUCUUUGUUUUAAAAAAAGAAUGUGAAAAGGUGCUUGCGCAUCAUUUUAUUCUUCUUGUUUUUAUUCAUCCAACGAUAACGGGAAGAACUGCAGUAACCCCGUGUUUGUCCUUGAUUUCUUAGGAAACCUGAGGUAUUAUAACCAGAUACCUAAGAAUUAUAACAAGGAAGGAAGAUGGGCCCAGUUGAUAUUAAUAUAAUUGGUAUAAUUGUUAUAAUUAUUACACAAAUGUCAUAACAAUUAUUAAUAUUUGUUGUUCAGCUUCUGAUCAUUCGGGCUGUAAAAUAAGAGCAAGCAACAGUUAUUUUUCAAUUUAUGGGCACAUUGUGGAAUGGAACAGAAUUAAAGUUAAAGCCAAACAAGCUUGGAAGAUAAAAUGCUUUAAAAGGAGAAGCUGGCAACAGAUAUCUGCUUUUGUAAAAGCAAUAGAUGCCGUGCUGUAUUAUUUUAUUUUAAGUUGAAGACUCUGUUUCUUGAAGAAACAUUAACUUUAGUCCCAAAGAGAGGAAGCCUGAUAAGCAUAAAUAUAUUGAUGUAAAUCAGGGGUCUCUAACCUUGGUCCCUUUAAGACUUGUGGACUUCAACUCCCAGAGUCCCACAGCCAGCAAAGCUGACUGAGGAACUCUGGGAGCUGAAGUCUACAAGUCUUAAAGGGACCAAGGUUGGAGACCCCUGAUGUACAUUGUCAAUUCGAUCCACUGGAUUCCCAUGGCUAUUCAGCGGAUAUUUUUUUUAUUGGCGCAUAAAAUGCCAGGGGUUGUAACACAAAAGAUUGGGGGGGUUUGAUCUUGCAAAAGACCAUUUUUACCUGUGGGUGAAAUGGUAAAAGAGAGGUUUGUUUUUUAAAAAAAAAUCUAAAUUAAAAUGGGAUUAAAAUUAUCGUAUUUUUUGGAGUAUAAGACGCACCUUUUCCUCCCCCCAAAAAAAGAGGGUGAAAAUCUGGGUGCAUCUUAUAGAUAUUUAGAACUGCAGAAAAAACAAUGGCUACCAACCUGCCUUCCACUGAGGACCUGUAUACUGUACGAGUCAAAAAGAGGGCUGGGAAAAUAUCUACAGACCCCUCACAUCCUGGACAUAAACUGUUUCAACUCCUACCCUCAAAACGACGCUAUAGAGCACUGCACACCAGAACAACUAGACACAAGGACAAGUUUUUUUCCCCGAAGGCCAUCACUCUGCUAAACAAUUAAUUCCCUCAACUGUCAAACUAUUUAUUAAAUCUGCACUACUAUUAAUCUUCUCAUCAUUCCCAUCACCCAUCUCCUUCCACUUAUGACUGUAUGACUAACUUUGUUGCUUGUAUCCUUAGCGAUUUAUAUUGAUAUUGAUUGCUUAUUUGUACCCUAUGACUAUCAUUAAGUGUUGUACCUUAUGAUUCUUGACAAACGUAUCUUUUCUUUUAUGUACACCGAGAGUGUAUGCGCCAAAGACAAA
Messenger RNA from Ahaetulla prasina, 4081 nucleotides. RefSeq names its product TNF receptor superfamily member 4 (gene TNFRSF4). The coding region runs from base 1555 to 2364 and encodes 269 amino acids. NCBI's taxonomy places the organism in Eukaryota, Metazoa, Chordata, Lepidosauria, Squamata, Colubridae. Gene Ontology annotation, biological process: inflammatory response. Gene Ontology annotation, molecular function: tumor necrosis factor receptor activity; protein binding. The transcript is spliced from 7 exons. The record is from RefSeq and is a predicted model, not a curated record.